Ambispora leptoticha is the source of this 219-nucleotide messenger RNA. NCBI's taxonomy places the organism in Eukaryota, Fungi, Glomeromycota, Glomeromycetes, Archaeosporales, Ambisporaceae. The record is from the annotation of a GenBank genome assembly.
AAAGAUAGAUUACAUGGUGACCACUGGGAUGUGAUGGAUAAAAAAGGUAAAAAAAUUAAAGAAAUAGACUUUGAUGAAUUAGAGAAUAAUCAAGAUAUUGAGUUAAAGACUGCUCCGGAAUAUGUAAUUGGUUAUCUAGUGGAAAAGUUAAGAAAUAAAGACUUAUUACUGCUUGAAAAAACAAUAAAAGUGGCAGCAAAAGCAAAUAAUGAUAGAGAA